Messenger RNA from Hirsutella rhossiliensis, 1221 nucleotides. Its product is annotated as alpha/beta hydrolase family domain-containing protein. Gene Ontology annotation, biological process: protein demethylation. The transcript has 3 exons. The record is from RefSeq and is a predicted model, not a curated record. NCBI's taxonomy places the organism in Eukaryota, Fungi, Ascomycota, Sordariomycetes, Hypocreales, Ophiocordycipitaceae. The coding region runs from base 1 to 1221 and encodes 406 amino acids. Gene Ontology annotation, molecular function: protein methylesterase activity.
AUGAGCGACUUGCAGCGGGCCUGGGCAAAGGCAAAGCUUGGCCUCGGCCACGACCCCUUGGGCGAGCUGGACGAGGAGGCAGAGGGGGAGAUGGGGGGAGAGAGGCGGGGGAGAGACGUGGUGCCCGAGCUGCCCGAGCACGUGGACGACGACUCUUCCUCAGCCUCGUCGGUGUCGUCGACGGGAACGAUUAUCCCGACGCCAAGCCAGAAGCUUUUUGCGCGUCCAGAGGGCGUCGCACGAGGCAGAGCCCUGGAGCCGAUACCUUGGACGACGUACUUCGAGCGGGAGUUGUUCCUCACGUGUCACGCCGACCCGGCCGUAACGUUCCACGCCUAUCUGACGUCGCCGGUGGACAAAGGGCCGCUGUUUGUGAUGCACCACGGGGCUGGAUCCUCGGGACUCACCUUUGCCGUCGUCGGGGCCGAAGUGCGGAAGCGCCUGCCAUCUGCCGGCAUUCUCGCCAUAGACUCCAGAGGACACGGAUCCACCGUUUCGCCAGAAGAUGCUGCGCCGGACUUGCGGCUCGAGACUCUGUCCGCCGAUCUCCACAUGAUGAUACAGGCGACCAAGGACCAGAUGGGCUGGAAGCACCUACCCAGCAUGAUCCUGGUCGGGCACUCGCUGGGAGGGGCGGUGGUGACGGACUUGGCCAUGACAGGGAAGCUCGGGGCAUCUUUACUGGGCUACGCCGUGUUGGACGUGGUCGAGGGCUCGGCCAUGGAUGCAUUGCACAGCAUGCACACCUAUCUCUCGACAAGGCCCGGGGGGUUCGCCUCGGUGCAGGCCGCGAUUGACUGGCACAUUCGAUCGCGAACGGUUCGCAACUCCAUUUCGGCUCGUACAUCGGUGCCUGCGCUCCUGAGCCUGGAGGAGGGCGUCGAUCCCUCUCGGCCGUGGCGAUGGAGGACGAACCUGUCCGCCACACAGCCCUUUUGGGAGGGCUGGUUUGUGGGCCUCAGCAAGAAAUUCUUGCAUGCCAAGGGUGGCAAGCUGCUUUUACUGGCCGGCACAGAUCGACUGGACACUGAGCUCACAAUUGGACAGAUGCAAGGGAAAUAUGCCUUGCAGGUGUUUCCAGAAGCCGGCCAUUUUAUCCACGAGGACAUUCCGGAGCAGACGGCCGUCUCGUUGGCGGACUUUUACCGGAGAAACGACAGAAGCGCGCUUGUGCUGCCGCCCAAGGUAUCGGACCUCUUGAAGCACGGGAAGCCGGUAUGA